CAUCCCCCCCACCGUCGGCUCCGCCCCCUGCCCCUUCCCUCCCCCACCACUCUUCUCCACCUCCAGGUCCCCAAGUCCUGACUCCACCCCUGCUUGCUCUCUUACCCCAGUGAAGGGGUCCAGCCCCUCUUAGGGCUCCUCACACACACCCCAGGACUGCCCCUCCCAGAGAGCGCCCUACCCCCUCUACACUCAGUGGGGUGCAAUAAGUGUUGCCAGACUCUACACCCCCAAAUUGGAUUGUGAGGGCUGUAGAUUUCUGUCCUGGCCCCUCAAACACACACACACACACAUACACACACACACACCCCUUCCACCUAGGCACAGGGGCAGGGCACACGUGCACACUCCUGGGACAGGUCCACAGUCUGCCGAGACACAGGUGCACAGAGUCACCGGCUGGCACAGCACCUGCAGACACCCCCCCCACACACUCUGCGGGGCAUGCACACUCGGACACAGUGCACCUGGGGGCGCAUGACCACAUCCAUGUCACACCCCUGCGCCAGGGCACACACGCAGCACAGGACACGGAUCUGCCCAUCACACACGAGUGUGCAGGCAGGUAUGCACGCCCAGGUCUCACGACCCCAAAAUGGAGACAUCCCCCUGCAGGGAGAUGUGUGUCUGCCUCCCCGCCACAGUCACCCCCCAACUGCCCAUCACACUGGCACGCACGCAGCUGUGUAGACGCACAACAGCGCUCCCCUCCAAGAUGGUGAUUGCUGGCAUUCCUUGAGCACCUCCUGUGUGCCAGGCUUGGGGACACUUGCUGUUUCCGUUUUUUUUUCCGCAGGGGGAAACUGAGGCACAGAGAGGCCAAGUAACUUGGCCAAGGUCAACCAGCUGUCAAGAGGUGGUGUCAAGGAUCGUGGAUGGGUAGGCUGGCUUCAAAGUCUUCACUCCACUGCUAUUGUGAACUAUGGGCACCAAUAUCGUUGCAUGUCCUUGUUCAGACAUGCUCAACCAUCUCUUCAGAGCACACAUACAUGUGUGCGCACAUGCACAUGUGGCCAGCUGUGUGCAGACAGCUCACUCAUGCCUGCAACACACCCACAGAGACAGGGCAGAUCCCACAGGGCAGCGGUGAGUCCCGGCUUCCACCUUCUCCCAGUUCCAACAGCACCUCCGGCGCCUCCAGCCAAGCACAGGCUGGGGCCAGCUGCAGGCUCUACGGGAGAUCCGGGUAUGAGCCGGAGCAGGUGCUCGCCCAGCCUGGGGUGGCCCCUAUCUUGAUACACACCCACCAGCCCAGGUGGCGAGCAGCUGGGCCUGGAGACAGAACAGCUGCCCAUGCUGGUGCCAGCACUGACAGAGGCUGUGCACCCCUCUACAGUUUACAAGGCCUUCCCCAGCCCAUGCAUUAUAUCCCUUGAGGUCUCUGUGCCCUGGAGCAGGGCCCCUGGGCCUCUGAUGGGCACCUCAGAGCCCCGGCCUGGCCUCGGAGGCAGUGAGCAGCCUGCCCAAGGUCACACUGCCCUCGAAGGACCAGGCUUUCUUAGAAAACGGAAGGUUGGACGCGUUGAUUUCCAAGGCCCCUCCUAGGGCUCUGGGCAGCCCAGGGCAGAUAGCCUGCUGUUGCUUGGAGCCAGAAGCCUUGGCUAGCUGCCUCCAUGCUGGUGACCUCCAGCAGGCUACACUGUCCCCUCUCAGAGCCUCGGUUUCCUCCUUUCAAGAGCGGGCCCAGUGAUCCCUGGCUGGUGAGCUCCAUGCUCGUUGGCACGACCAGCCUGGCCUAGGCUGGAAAAGCCCUGCGUGACUCAUGGGCCUGGCAGAGAGGCCAUGACAUGGCCUCCUGCUUCCCUGGCCUCCGCGCCACUCUCCCUCUCCCCUCACCACCUCCACCCUGGCCCUAAACACAGAGGUCAAGCCCCCAGGCCUUUGGCCAAGGCAUUAUCUGCUACCUCCUUACUCACACGAGAUGGAUCUGGAUCGGGCACCUACUAUGCGCUAAGGGGGGCCUGGUGCUAGCCCUGGGGAAACAGCGGUGCAGAAGAACCCGGCCUCCAUUGGCAGAGGACCGACAUAAACAAACAAGAUCAUGCCAGUCUUGAUUAUGCCAAAAAGAUAAAAUGGGGUGUUUUGAUAAAGUAACUUGUGGAGCAGAAGCUUCUUUAGGAAAGGUGGCUGGGGAUGGCCUCUUGGCCUUGAAGGGGUCCAGCCCCUCUUAGGGCUCCUCACACACACCCCAGGACUGCCCCUCCCAGAGAGCGCCCUACCCCCUCUACACUCAGUGGGGUGCAAUAAGUGUUGCCAGACUCUACACCCCCAAAUUGGAUUGUGAGGGCUGUAGAUUUCUGUCCUGGCCCCUCAAACACACACACACACCCCUUCCACCUAAGCACAGGGGCAGGGCACACGUGCACACUCCUGGGACAACAAUGAGAAGGAGCUGGGGAAGAGCCUUCUAGAAGGAGGAGAGGGCUAGUGCAAAGGAUUGAGGGGGCCAUGAGCUUAGCAUUCAAGGAACGGCAAAGAGGCAGGCAGAGGCCUGGGGCAGAGGGGAGGGGUGAGGUUGCAGAGCUGCAAGGGGUUCCUCCCUCCCAGCCCUGAGCCUUGCUGGCUGAGGGCAGGGUUUGGCUUCUCUCCUGCCUGUGAUGGGAAGGUGGAGGAGCAGGGGAGUGGGGAGUGAUGUGCUCUGAUUUAUGGUUUGGAAGAAUUGCUCUGGCUGCUGCGGCAAGCAGCAGGAUUGGAGGGGCUCAGGAAAAAGGAAGGAGGGGGAGGGCAGGGAGCCGGCGACUGCAGUGGUCCAGGCUGGGGUGAGGCAGCUGGCCAAAUGCUCAGAGAGCUCUCUGUGCACCCAGCCGGGCACCUGUCUAUUUCACCUCCUGGAGAAAUCUUUACUGACUGCUCUUCCCCACUCCCCGCCCUCCCACCCUGGAGACUAUCUGGCUGCUGGUCUGCAAGAAGCUGGAAUGCCCAGCGUCACCCUGCCCAGGGCCCCACCUGCAGAAGGCUUCUAGCAAAGUGGGGCCAAUGAAUCCUGGAGCCCCACCUUCCAGGGCUGUGCACACAGCACACACAUGUUCUUCACAUGUGUCCCCACAGACACAAGCACGCACACUCACUUGCAUCUCCGGGCAAGGGCUUGGAAUGUGGGAUGGGUGGUCUGGGGGCAGGAGGCACCCUGGAGCAUGGGAGUGGCGGAAGAGCCUCUCCACCAUCAGGGCAUGUGGGCGAUGGUGGCCACAGGGAAAUAACAACCUCAGCAAGACCCUGAGGUCUGCCGCCUCCUUAGGGACGCCGGGGCAGGGGGCGGUGGAGAAGGGAGCAGGGCUGAGCCAGAGCACUCCACCAUUGCCCAGCUAGCCCGCCCUGAGGAGGUUCAGGGGUGGACAGGCAUGCGGUCCCCAGGAUCUGCUGGGGAGCCGGCUCCAUUCUCUUCCCGACCAUCUGAGCUUUGGCCCAUGGCAGAAGGAACAAGCAGGGCGGAAGUGAGCUCUGGAAAGUGGAAAGAGGGGCGUGUGUGAGAAGACCCAAGGCGGGAUCCAGGCUUUGGAACGUUGGAGGUUUCCGGCCACAAAGGCAGGGCCUCCGGGGAGCCAAGAGGGGCGGGGAGAGACACACACAGAGGAGCAGAGGAGACCAGAGGAUUGACAGAGACAAGAGUGGGGAGGAGAGGGACAGGAAGAGAGACACUGAGAGAGCACAGAACCAGGGGGCUAGUGAUCCACACAGGACAGGGGGUGCUUGCCGGUCCCCAGAGACCACCUCCCACCCCAGACACCGAGCCAUCUGCGACCUGAUGCAGGCAGCCUGGCUUCUCGGGGCCCUGGUGAUCCCCCAGCUCUUGGGCUUUGGCCAUGGGGCUCGGGGAGCUGAGCGGGAGUGGGAGGGAGGCUGGGGAGGCGCCCAGGAGGAGGAGCGGGAGAGGGAGGCCCUGAUGUUGAAGGUGAGAUGUGGGGUGGGGACUCUAAGGGCAAACCCGGAGCUUGGGAGGGGGUGUUUCAGGAUCAGGGAAAUGGGCAAGGGGGAACGACGGGGACAGGUUCAGAGGACGGGGGUGAUGGGUUCGGAGAGAGGACUCAGGCGGCAAGGAGUGAGUUUAGAGUUGGAGGGGGGAGCGCGGGGUGUCUUGGGAGGCAGGCUGGGGCAGACCACACCUCCCCGACCCCAGCAUUUGCAGGAAGCCCUGGGGCUGCCAACUGGGAGGGGGGAUGAGAAUCCGGAGAAUCCUGUCGGGACCCGGGAAGGCAAAGGGACCUGGGAGACUGAGGAGGACUACGAGGAGGAAGAGGAGGAGGAAGCAACGGCAACCCCCUCCUCCAGCCCUAGCCCCUCUCCCACCCCUGAGGACACCGUCACUUAUAUCCUGGGCCGCCUGGCCGGCCUGGACGCAGGCCUGCACCAGCUGCACGUCCGUCUGCACGCGCUGGACACUCGCGUGGUCGAGCUGGCCCGGGGGCUGCGGCAGCUGCGGGAGGCGGCGGGCGACACCCGCGACGCUGUGCAAGACCUGCAGGAGGCGCAGCGCCGCGCCGAGCGCGAGCACGGCCGCUUGGAGGGCUGCCUGAAGGGGCUGCGCCUUGGCCACAAGUGCUUCCUGCUCUCGCGCGACUUCGAGGCGCAGGCGGCGGCGCAGGCGCGGUGCGUGGCGCGGGGCGGGACUCUGGCGCAGCCGGCCGACCGCCAGCAGAUGGAAGCGCUCACUCGCUACCUGCGCGGGGCGCUCGCUCCCUACAACUGGCCGGUGUGGCUGGGCGUGCACGACCGGCGCGCCGAGGGCCUCUACCUCUUCGAGAACGGCCAGCGCGUGUCCUUCUUCGCCUGGCACCGCGCGCCGCGCCCCGAGCCGGGCGCCCGGCCCAGCGCUGCGCCGCACCCGCUCAGCCCCGACCAGCCCAACGGCGGAGCGCUCGAGAACUGCGUGGCGCAGGCUUCUGAUGACGGGUCCUGGUGGGACCACGGCUGCGAGCGGCGCCUCUACUACGUCUGCGAGUUCCCCUUCUAGCCGGCCGGUCCCCUGGCUGUCCCACCACACCCGGCCUCGCCUGCGCCGCCGUGCACCCUCCGCCCUCCACCCUCCGCCCUCCGGGAACGCCCUUCCUCCCCUGUCCCCAGGCGGGGGGCGCUCCCGGGAGGUUUCUGCGGGGCCGGACCCCUCCGAGGCCUUUGCCUGAAGCGGCGGGCCCCGGGCGAGGUCCGUCCGGUGCCAAUAAAGCCUUGUGGAUUCAGA
Molecule: messenger RNA, 5176 nt
Organism: Microcebus murinus (gray mouse lemur)
Lineage: Eukaryota; Metazoa; Chordata; Mammalia; Primates; Cheirogaleidae
Source: RefSeq, a predicted model, not a curated record